This is a messenger RNA of Ichthyophthirius multifiliis, 1811 nucleotides long. RefSeq lists its product as hypothetical. The transcript has 7 exons. NCBI's taxonomy places the organism in Eukaryota, Ciliophora, Oligohymenophorea, Hymenostomatida. The record is from RefSeq and is a predicted model, not a curated record.
AUGAUACUAUAUAAUCACAAAAAAAUAAAAUACAUAAUAGUCUAUUAAAAAUCCUCCAAAGCCUGUAGGUUAUUAUCAUCCAAAUAUCAAAUAAUUGAUAAGUAAAAAAAAAUAUUUUUUUUUUUUACUAUUAAAACAAAAAAAAGAAACCCUUAAUAAGUUUGGAAUAUAUUAAAUGUUUAUAAAAGCAAACUCGAACGUAAUAAUUUAAGAGAAUAAAAUUCAUAAUAAUAAUAAAGAUUCAGUAAGACUCUUUAAGAAGAAUUCGAAAGGCCAAUACCUGAUAAAUUAUUAAAAAAAACAACUGGAUUUAUAGAAUUAGCAAAAUAAUAAUCAAGGUAAAUAAAUAAAAAUAUAUAUAAAUAAUAAUAAAAAUAAUAUAGAGGAAAUGGUUUGUUUAAUGCAAAGAAUAAUCCUCAUGAAAAAAGAUUCAGUAUAUUUUAAGAAUCUUAAUAUUUUUCAAAAUUAAAAAAAAUCCCUACAUUCAAUAUAAAAACAUCAUUAGGAAGAGAAGAUAAUAAAAUAUAUUAAAAUAAACAAUUCGCCCCCGAUUAUUAUCCAAAUUAUGAAUACGGAAAAAAAACAUUAGGAUCAUGUGGACCUGCUUUUAAUAAAAUUCCAUCACGUAAAAAAUUAGAAAAGCAAUAAAUUACUUAUAAUGAGAACUUUUUUGAUUAUGAUAAUUAUAAAAUGAAAUCUAGUAUAUUUAAAAAUCCUACUUGUCCAGAUUUUAAAAAAAUACUUCCAAGAGAAAGAGAUCCUAAUUCUCCGUUACCUAGCUUUAUGCAAAAUCAACUCAAAUUCGAUUCUAAAGUAUACGAAGAUAAUGCCAAUAAAAAUAAAUAACUAAAAAAACAUUGUCCUAAUUAUUCUUUAAACACCAAUCCAAUAACAUCAGAAGGCCAUACAGAAAAAUAAUUUAAGCCUUCCAUAAAAAAAAUAGAAAAUAAAAUCUCAGAAUAAAAAGAAUGGAAACCUUCUGUAAUAAAAACACAACUUUCAAAUAAGGAAACCUUAAAUGAUAAUAAUGAGUAAAAAUAAUUCAGAUAAAGUACAAAUGCAGUUUAUGGACAUUACAAUACAUAAACAACUGAAUAAAAAGAAUGGAAACCUUCUGUUUAAAAAGGAGAAUUUUCUGAUAAAGGAUAUAUAAAUAAACCAAUUAUAGAAGAAAAAUGUUUUAGAAAUAAAACUAAUGCCGAAUAUGGACAUUAUAAUUCUCAUACUACAACAUAAAAAGAAUGGAAAUCUUCUGUCAAAAAAUCUGAAACUAAGUAAAAUGAAUGUCAUAUUUUUGAUGAAGUUAAAAAAUAAUAAGAUUAAUAACCAAGAGUAAAUUAAAAUAAUACUACUACUGAAUAAAAAGAUUGGAAACCAUCAAUUAUGAAAGUUGAUUAAAAAUAAAGUGAUAAUUACGAAAUUUUUAAUAAAAGAGGAAUUAAAAAAUCUGAAUUUAGUUAAUCAAGUACAAGUACUUAAAAUCCUCUAGUUGGAUAUGAUAAAGAUGAGCCUAAAAAAAUAUAGAAAAAAGCAAAUAAUAAUUUAACAUCAAGUGUUUUCUCAUAACCUAUUAUAUAUGAUUAAACUUUGGCUAGAAGUACUAUUAUUACUCAAAAAAAUAAAGGAGAAGAAGCUAAAAAUUUACUUAAUUAUGGAUAUUCUUUACCUUUUAAUAAAUAAAUUGAAGUUACUGCAAAAGUUAAUUUAUAUUAAGGAGGAGUAAGAAAAGGUCAGUAAGAAGUAACUUAAAAAGUUAACUUAUAAUGAAAGAAAACAAUAAUAAUAUUAUAUAUAAAGAUAUAUUAUAAACA